UUGUCACUUGACUUUACUGUCUGUCUGUAUUUAAUCAAUUGAGCUUUGUUUACAACUUGCUUUUUGUCUAUUUCUACACCAUGGUCUUCUGCUUUGAGUGCUUCAUGUGCUUCAUAUGGAGUCUGUAUGGACAGCUCUGCGAGAGUCAGUUCUAUAUCAUAGCGCUGGCCUCUAUCGCAGCUUUGCUGAUGCUCUGCAAUGUUCACACAAGUUUCAUGAUGUGCACACCGGGCAAUGGCUGCGCUCUGGACGUGAGUACGACCACAAGCAGUGCGGUGGGAGCGGGCUACGAUUAUAGUGUGGAGCGUGGACCGCAUACCUGGCACGUUGCUGAGAGCAAUCAGAGUCCCAUUAACAUUGAGAGUCGCGAGGUGCAGCGGAUUAACUUUGACAUGCCGCUGAACUGGGUGGGCUACGACAAGUUGCCGUUGGGCGUUCGGCUGGAGAACAAUGGGCAUACGCUGCUGCUGCGCGCCGCCUACGAUGGCGCCUCGCCUUUCAUAGAUGGCGCCGAUCUGCUGAGCUGCUUCAGCUUCCAUGAGAUUAGCUUUCGCUGGAGCUGGCACGACGGCGAAGGAUCGGAGCACACGCUGGACAAUCAACAUUAUCCGCUGGAGAUGCAGUGUCUGCAUACAGACGCCGCUGAUCGUUGCCAUGCCUCCAGCCGUGGACUGUUAGUGGUGUCCUAUUUGUUCACCUUGUCAGUGGAGAAUCCUUUUCUGAAUGUCAUUAUACGUUACUUGGUCGCCGUUCAGCAGGCGGGCCAAUGCGCCGAGAUUCCGCCCUUUCCACUCAACUAUCUAAUGCCGACCUUCUACUCGGACUUCUAUAGCUAUCAAGGCUCGCUGACUGAACCGCCUUGUCAUCGUGGCGCCGAGUGGUUCAUCUCUCCCAUUCCGCUGGCCAUUAGCGAGCGUCAGCUGCAUGAAUUUCGCAAGCUGCGCAGUCGCAGCGGCUCUCGCAUUGAGCGCAAUGCGCGUCCUGUCCAAGAUCUCUGCGAUCGCAUCGUGAACUUAAAUCGUUAUCGUCGUGUAUAGUUGGCCAAGUAAACAAGUGUAAUAAAUUGAAUAAAGUGUCUGCUUUGUGUAAAGAUAUAAA
Molecule: messenger RNA, 1098 nt
Organism: Drosophila busckii
Lineage: Eukaryota; Metazoa; Arthropoda; Insecta; Diptera; Drosophilidae
Gene: CAH15
Product: putative carbonic anhydrase 3
Exons: 1
Coding region: 81-1037 (318 amino acids)
Cellular component (GO): cytoplasm
Molecular function (GO): carbonate dehydratase activity; zinc ion binding
Source: RefSeq, a predicted model, not a curated record